UUCCGCAACGACUGAUCGAAGAUGGCUAAUUCAGGUGUAAAACAAUUUGAGGAACAUUUAAACUUUAGAUGUUCUUUAGUUGCUUUAAGUGUUAAAGGUAAGGCGUUGGAAAAUAUAACAGAUGCCAAGCUUCAAGUUGUGCAUGAUUCAAUAAAAAAGAAACUUGGUGCUUUGAAACCAUGUUAUCAGCAGUGCAGUGCUAAACAGAGGAAUGUCAAGAAAUGGUGCUCAAUAUGUGAGUUAUGGCGUAUAGAAUUACAGACGUACAUGACUGGACUGAAUACUCAAAUUAGCUGGAACAAGAUGAAAUCUUGGGAAUGGCCACUACAUCACAAAAAUAUCGCCGACGUUUUUACUGCCACCGAUUGGGAUACUUCCAAUCUAAAUUUGAAAGAUGUAUCUACAAACCUCAACAUAUGGAAAGGGUGUAAGGAGUUUCCGGGACAUUUUGUCCAGUUUUCAAAGUCACUACUAAAAGCAAGAAACAAGUUAUUCCAUGUACAUGCACCGAAUCUUUGUAUGACUUCUCAAGAGAUGACGUCAGUAUUUCGAGCAAUUCACAAAGUAUUGAAUCAUGGAAAUGUCAUUCCGUUGAUACAAAAUUACAAUGAAGUUGCUAAAGCAAUCAAGGAACUUGAGCAGGGUGAUUUACAUGGACACGAGGCAGAUGCUUUAAACGAGUUGAAGAAAAUCGCAGGAACAAACGAAAAAAUGCUGGCGAAGCUGAACAAUUUUCAGUCAAAUUUCGACAGAUUAGAAAAGAAAACGAUGGUAAAUUGUUAUCUGGCCUUCGUCAUACCGAUAUUCAUCACAUGUGUGUUUUUUCCGUACAUGCAGAAGGCAGGGGAUACGGUAGAUGAUUUUGCUGGGAAGGAAAACUAUGUAGUCGACAUAAAGAAUGAAUCAUAUGGAUGUCUGUCAGAGAGGCCACAUCGAUUACUAAAAGACGGUAUUAAUAUGGAGCUCUAUCUUGUACGUGAUAAUCGAUUUGUAGGAAGGAAUUGGUUAUUUGACGAUCUUGCUGAGAAAAUCGUAAAUGAGUCCAUGAGCAGAGGAGUUGUUAUGGUUGCAGAUAUGGGAUAUGGAAAGUCUGCGAUUGUUGCUCAGAUUGUGUGUUCAAACGAAUUGGAUGUGAGUUUUAAGUUACGAAAGAGGCUUGUUGCGUAUUAUAUAUGUAAAUUUGACGUACAGUUGUCACAACGAAGUAAUACAUUCAUCAAACGGGUGUCAUCUAUGAUAGCUCAAAGGUUUACACAAUUUGCACACGUUCUGGAAAAAGACAGGGCUUGUCUUGCGAACUAUGAUAGUGACACUUGUGAACAAGAUCCUUUUGGGUGUAUGGAUCAGUGUUUAAUAGCUCCACUUCGGAAAAUACAAUUAGUUCAAAAUGAGAAAUACAUAAUCGCUAUUGAUGCGCUUGAUGAAUGCGAAGACAAGGACGGUGAUAACGCUAUAUUUGAUUUGUUGAAUUCAGACCGAAUGAAACAAAUUCCGAAUACUUUUAAAUUCAUUAUAACAUCUAGAAACAUCACUGCAUAUUACGCUUUGGCAACGGACUUUUCAUUUAUGAGGUUACGAAACAAUGAUGAUUUUAAUCUUAAAGACAUAAGUUUAUUUAUUAAUGCCUCAAAUAAAACACAAGCAAUAACAGGUCAUAAUUUUAUUAUGCAUAAUUUAUCAAAUUUUUUGUUGGUGUCCAGUAUUGCAAAAAAUCCAGAGAGCUUUGAAGAAGCGACAGAGUUACCUAAAUCAAUCUAUAAAUUUUACUGGAAUCAGUUCAAACGACUUUUCGGAAAGCAGUAUGAUCAGCCGAAAGCCAUUCUUGAAAUAUUAUGUGCAGCGCCAUUACCACCUACUGAAAACUACAUUCAGCAAAUAAUGCAAGUCUCUACAGACAUAACAAACGAACAAUUUUUAGACGUCAUGAAGAAGUUUCAAUAUAUAACGACAUUAGACUUGGGUCCGGUCGUACAUCUGGCACAUAUGUCAUUGAAAAUGUGGUUAAUAAGUAACGAAAGUGGCAGAUAUGGACUUGAUAUAACGCGUGGUCACAUGAGACACGCACUUUAUCUAUUUGAUAAUUUGAGUCAGAAUAAACCAGUUGACCUAGUUGAUAUAGCAAUACAUAUAUCGCACGCAUCUUCAAGAAGUAAACUGAUGGAUAAGUUUCAUAGAAUUAGUCAAAGCAAAGUGAACGAAUCUCAAAUUAUUGUAAAUGACUUACCACAUCAUCGUUUAAUCAAACAGUGCGACUGUGAUGAGGCAAUAGAAGUGCUCCAUUAUCAUUUUCCUAAUGUUAAUGAAUUGAAUCAAGCUGGAAUGUCACCGUUAUAUUUAGCAGCCUCUUUAGGCCGCACAAAGAUAGUUCGAUAUCUUUUAAAACAUAAUGCUGAUAUCAACUUUAGACUAAGAUCUUAUGCAAAUGUUAUUCACCUUGGAUUAGCGGCUGACAUAUCUUUUCAUGAUCGACAUUGGGGAUACGGAAUAAUGGAUAUAGCAGCCCAAAAUAACCAUUUAGAUAUAAUUGGAGAUAUUCUUGUGACAGACGUUACUAUAAGUAGAUAUUCUUUCUACAAAAUGAAUGACUUGAAUCUUUUGCCUAUUCAUUUAGCAUGCAAGGUUGGACAUACAAAUAUUGUCAAGAUAAUUGUUGAACACAUGGCAAACAUGUUAGAUGAUUUAUGUCUUUACCUAGCAGCCGAAAAUGGCAAUGCUAAUGUAGUGAAAUUUGCAUUAAACAAAGGCAUUGAAGACACGUGUCGAACAUGCACAGGAAAUUUAUAUUGGGUGCCAGAAAAUAAGAGAAGAAUUCAAGGAAAGGAUCUAUUAUCUGCUGACGGGUACAGUAAAAAAGACUACGUUUUAUUUUGUGACUGGCAUUUAAUUAUGUGCGAAACAGCCUUGCAUGCGGCUGUAAAGGCAAAUAAAAUAACAACUGUAAACUUAUUGAUAUCACAACCCUCAAAUGCUUUAAAUUGUAGUGAUAGGUCUGGUAGAACACCACUUAUAUCUGCAAUUGUGUACAAUCAUCGGGAGAUUUUCGAUCAAAUUGUUGUCAGAUGUGGGUUUGAUGUUCACCUUAAAUGCCAAAAGCAAAACGACAUCGCAUACAGUUCUCAAUUAAGUGAAAUUGAGCAGAACAAUUUGCACACAUCCAUGUGUGAUUCAGAAUUACCAGUUCUGCAUAUUGCAGGUAAAUGUGACAGACUUUGGGUUUUUCAUAAAUUAGAGCAAAUGGGUGUUAGCUGGACUGAAAUACCAAGGGACAGUGAAGGAUGCCAUGUUGCUCAUGUAGUUGCAUGCCAUGGUAGCUUAAGAGUACUAGACAAGAUAAAGUCUGUAGAAGAGAAUAUUUUACACUUACAUUGUAAAAAUGGCUCAGAUCCACUCCAUUCAGCAUUAACCUGCGGUUCGUUUGAAGCUGUCGACUAUUUAAUUAAGAAAGUAAAACGUUAUCUUAUUUUCCAUAGGUCAAACGCAAGCAAUUAUUUGUUCACAACUGUUAAAGUAAAUGUGUCUAUGGAAACAGCCGAUGAUGCUAAGGAAACUGUUGAAAAAAGCUUUUUAAUUUGUCAAAGUUUAAUCGAUAAUGGGUUUCUUUUAUCUGUGACAGAUCAGUAUGAAAGAAAUAUUUUUCAUUACGCAAUUUCAAACGGGCAUUACAAAAUCAUAUCUGAGCUUCUGGACAAAACAAAUGAGAAUGAUGGGCUUUUAGAUGCUAGGGAUAUAUACGGCAAAACACCAUUAAUUCACGGUCUCGAGAAUCUCCCGCUUACAAAUACAGUUAAACUUUUUAUCACCGCAAACUACACGAAAUAUUUUAAUCAGCUCUCGGCUACCUUAUCACCUCAGGAAUAUUCGUGUUUUAAUAUAUUGUCGUACAUGAAAAUUAAACGAAUGCUGAAAGAAGGUCUGCUUAAAAAAGUGAUGAAAUUACUCGUGCAAAAACGUCGGCUUUCACUUUUUACGGCUAUAUUUAUUUAUAUCGAUUUUAAUUUUGACCCUGCUCUUAUAAAUUACAUGAUUAUUCACGAUAGGAGUAAUAUUUUCUUAUCAAAUUACAUAAUGUCAUCGAUUUUGAAACCAGCCAACGAACAUUCCUCAUUCUUAUUUGAAUUACUGGAAAAGCUUUUGUUAUCUGUGAACUGUAAAUUAUAUUCUUUACCUUGUACUCUACAUGAACUUGCGGAACAUUGUCAUUUUAAAAUCAGCAUGCCAAAAACAUAUAAAAACCCGAUGAUAGAUUGGAAUCAUAUAAUUGCGACAUUUGUAUUCAAUACUUUCAAAAAAAUGCCAAGCUUCCUCCUUGAAAGGUUAGACUACGAGGGUUACAACGUGUUAGAACGAGCUGUACAAGGUUCAAAUGUUGAACUUGUAAAACAAUUUAUCAAAAUGAAGAUUAAAAUAAACAGGAAAGCUGAAGAUGUCCUUGUAUGGCCUAUCUUUGGUAAUAAGUCAAAGUCCAGUGUAACAGUGUUUAAAGACAUUUCAGAUAAUUUGAUUACAUUUGAGAUACAGGAUCAAGAUAUGAUAUUUACAAAUUUAUUAAACUACACUGGCAAAAGUCAAGCACACCAGAUGCAGUAUUUGACAUAUAUUUUGAAAAAUGAUUUUGAUUUUUUUAAAGGAUAUUAUCGGCAAAUGCAUGACGAGAAGGAUACAAUAUUGGCUAUACUACUCACUGAAAAUAGAAAAAUCAUUUCAAAGGAGUUUAUUUGUUCUCAUAAUAGUAGAAACUUUUCGUUUGUGCACUUAGCUGCUAUGCAAGGUUACAGUAAUACUUUAAGGGUUAUCAGAAAGUACUGGGGCCCUAGUAUGAUUCAGUGCACAAAUGCUGAUAAGUUUACUCCAUUAUAUCUGGCUAAGUUAUUUGAUAAUAAAGUGAUAAUAACGUAUUUGGAAAAACAUCAAGUUGAGACUCGCACACCAGAACGCAAUGCGGAAGUACACUUCAUUUUCAAAAUAUGGUCUAGAUUUCUUCUUAACAGAAAUCGCAAAAAGACCCUUUAUUGCUUAAAUCGAUUAAGAAGAAAUACAAUUACGAAUAUUCAUGCGGGAUAUAAAGCAUUUCGCUGCAUAAAACGCAGUGCAGAAGCUUUUGGUAUACUUGAUAAAAUGACAGAUGACUUAGCUGAACUUAAAUCGAUCUUAGUAUUUGUUUCCAAUGUAAAUGGUUUCAAGCAUUAUUAUGAUAUCAUCAGAAUUAUCUGGCGACUCAAAAGUUUUACUUUUGAAGAACACCAAAUACACAUGAAUAGCUUUAAGUAUUAUUUAACCAGAGCACGAAACAGUUGUCGAAUUGCAAGUAAGGCUUUGUUCAAUGCUAUACCCCUUUCAAUUAAGAGAAGAAAAAGAUCAAAAUGCAGUUAUAACGUAGGAUCUAUCGGAUAUAUGAAAGAACAAGCGUUGUUCGCAUUAUUGAAUUUUGGUGGGGAAUAUUUCGGUUUAACGGACUGUGUAAAUAUAUUUGUUAAUUCCAUGGGCUCAACUUGUCCAGGCUUAAGCCAGACCAACAUGAUAAAGCGUGCACUUUCGUCAUCCAAAAGUAAUCUGAGGCAAGUUAUUAAACAGCUAUUAUCAAGUAUCGUGAUGCACACAGUUAACUUUUAUUUUACAUCAGUAUACUUUUCACAAAGGGUAAUGCCAGAUAAUAUGUUUGUUUCUGGUGUUUGGUUAUGGGAUCAUCAUUUAUAUGGUUAUAUGGAUAUCAUACAAAAUAUGAAAUUUUAUCAAGAGACUUUUAUGAUCAGCGAAGGUCUUUCAUCAGAAUAUCUAAGGAUGACAGCAGAAAUCGGAAAGUCCGCUAAUUAUUUACAAUGGAGCAAGAAUGCAAGGACGCUUAUUGAUCAGUUUACUAAUAAGCUAAAGCAUGGGUGAUUAUUGGCUGUAACAAUUCUAAGAAAUGCUUGUAAAAAUGACAAUUUGGAUACGCAGUGAAUGCAAGUCAUUCAAAUGUAUAUAUACAAUGCACUUGAAUUAUUUAAAGCGUUUGAUUGGUAUUUUGACUUGGAGUGUGUUUAAAUUUUUUAGUCACUAUGUGAAGCAAUAAGAGUAAAUAUUACUUGUCAAUAUGAUUAAAGUGUAACGGUUAUAUUAUGUAACGUACAUUUAAUUUAGUCAUCUAACUUUAUUAUGUUGUAUCAAGGCUUUCAAACACUUUAUUGUUAUCAAGCAGUUUAAUACAAAGCAACAGGAAAAAAAAAGAUUCCGUAUAAUUGAUGCAUACUGUCUGUCUAGUUUGGGAAUAUCCAUUCUCUGCUAUAGAUAGCUAUACAGUGUUUUGUUUCAUAUCAAAUGCUGCUGUUGGAAAAUUACUGUUAUUUUAAACUAUAAGCUGUAUAAUGAUACUGUGCAUUGUAUUGUUUCGUGUGCGUGUGUGCGUGUGUGUGUGUGUGUUCGGGUUUAACGUCUUUUUUUUCCAAAAAAAAAUUUAGUCAUAUCAACGACGGUGUCUACUUGUAGCAGUGAGCACAAUGUUCAACUUUAUAGUGCUGCCUCACUGGAAUAUCACGCCUUAGACAUGUGGCACGACUCUCCGCCCAGUCACAUUAUACUGACAUCGGGCUGACCAGUCCUAGCACUAUCCUCUUAAUGCUGAGCGUCAAGCGAGGAAGCUACUAGUACAGUUUAUACGUCUUUGGAAUGACGCGGCCGGGGAUCGAACCCACGACCUCCCGCACUCGAAGCGAACGCUCUACCACUAGGCUACCGAGGUGAACUGUAUGAUAAUACAAACUGUGAAAUACCCUAUAUACCUGGCAAUUUUUCAAACUGUACACCAAUGCAUGUAAUGGCCUAGAACUUUGUUCUACAUGUGUUUUUCUUAAAUCUAUUCGUUCUAAUAAAAUAUCAAAUUGGAUGUUGAACAAUGACAAUCAAACUAAUCGAAUAGUAGUUCUUUUACCCUGCGUGGCAGCGAUAUAACUUCUGAUGCAGUUCAGUGUGAAACGUCUUCUUGUUUCACAGGGACAUUUUCAAAUUCCUUCACAUUAUGCCACUAUAUCUGUCUAUUAGCCGAGUGGUUAAGGUCGCUGACUUUGAAUCACUUGUUGAUUCGAGCGUUGAAUUCUUCACGUGAAAAAGCCAUCCAGCUGGCUUACGGAAGGUCGGUAGUUCUACCCAGGAGCCCGCCCGUAAUGAAAUUAUGCACGGAGGGAGCCUUGUGUCUUUAUCGAUAAAAAUAAUCGAGAUAUGUAAAAAAAAUUGCAUGAUUUCAAAAUUGACAUUAUAUCGUCCAGAAUAUAUACUAGUACUUUUAUAGAUUGUUUUAAUACAUCAAAGGUUUUGAGAUGGCCUACUUGUGUGCUUAUGCGCAGUGUAAGAAAUCUCAAUGCACUAUAUUAAUCGUUUGCAAAUAUUUGUCAUUGUCCCAGACAGGACCAAAGUUAGCAGGGAGUUCUCUUUCUGAUGUUAUUUCUGAUGUUAUGCCAUUUCUGUGUGUCUCAGUUAAUGUAGCGACAAUUUAGAAUAACUUGAUUUGUUAUAUUUCACUCUAUAUUUUUCAGGAAAACGAUAAACAAAUCAAAGGUUAUUUUCAAAUUUAGAUAGCUAAUAUAAUACUAACAUAAACAUAUAUAUACAUUUAAAUGAUACUGCACCCAUGGGAAAUUAUUACGCCCGACGUAUAACCAUCCAUCAUGAAUAAAUAGCGAUAAAACACGGUUCUGAUAUAAAUUAUUUGUUAAUUAAGCUAUAAAAUAACAGUCAAGUUCUCAAAAGUUUCUGGCCAUCAGAAUGGGUAGUGCUUUAAACAUGUAGUAAAAAUAAUAUGUUUUUUUUCUUGUCAUGGAUGUUACAUCAGUUUAGAAUUAUCAUUGCUCGACAUGUCGAAUUGUGUACAGUAUUUUAUUCGUUUUGAUUAAUUGUUUUGUACUAUAUGAUACUUGGUGCCCCUUUAUACUUGUAUGAAGUAAAGAAAUUUUAUCUUAAAAUAUUACAUCUAAUGUUUACUUGGUGUAAGAGAUUUCGCCCUUACACUGAUGAUAUCCUCCAUAUCUUUUAAAUCUUAAUCUAUCACGUUUGAACAGGUAAACCACGUCCAGAUGUCAGUUCAAAAUUGUAAAUACAUUAUUGAGAAAUAAAUACUAUAUAUUGUCAUUUCAA
This is a messenger RNA of Mercenaria mercenaria, 8103 nucleotides long. RefSeq lists its product as uncharacterized. NCBI's taxonomy places the organism in Eukaryota, Metazoa, Mollusca, Bivalvia, Venerida, Veneridae. The coding region runs from base 22 to 5877 and encodes 1951 amino acids. Gene Ontology annotation, molecular function: protein binding. The record is from RefSeq and is a predicted model, not a curated record. The transcript has 3 exons.